AUUGUUUAGGCUUUAAUAGAAGGGGCAAUGCUGGAUCAGAAGCCGGAACGGAUGGAACUUGCUUUUGGUUAUCUUGAGAAAAUGAAUGCUAGAGGAUUUUUUUUGAACUCCAAGUUGGGGAGUGAGCUUCUCCUUGCAGCUGCGAAAGAUGAGGGUAAUUAUGUCAAUGCAAAUUAUAUAUGGGAUAUGCUUCAAAGCCGCAAAGUUAAUGUAUCAUUUCCUGCAGUAGAAGCCUAUUACAACGGUUUAAAGGCUCGGCCAAUACCGCCGGAUGACCCCCGAAUCGUGAAGGUUAGCCGCAUUUAUGAAGAUCUAUCGACGAGAAUUGGUAGUAGAAGAAAUUUUAAUUUCUAGUUCGAAGCAAAGGAUGAUUUUCAUUUCUUUUGGACAUUUUUUUUGUGUAGCUCUAUUUUGCUUUUUUGCAGUCCUGUUGUGGUAAUAUGCUGUGAUAUCUCUAAUGUUAUUAAAAUUAAAUUUAUGUCAUGAUAUUUAAAAUGGCAUAA
Molecule: messenger RNA, 503 nt
Organism: Phalaenopsis equestris
Lineage: Eukaryota; Viridiplantae; Streptophyta; Magnoliopsida; Asparagales; Orchidaceae
Product: pentatricopeptide repeat-containing protein At4g35850, mitochondrial-like
Exons: 4
Coding region: 28-354 (108 amino acids)
Cellular component (GO): mitochondrion
Source: RefSeq, a predicted model, not a curated record